This is a messenger RNA of Nerophis lumbriciformis (worm pipefish), 3443 nucleotides long. RefSeq names its product peptidyl arginine deiminase, type II (gene padi2). The record is from RefSeq and is a predicted model, not a curated record. Gene Ontology annotation, molecular function: calcium ion binding; protein-arginine deiminase activity. Gene Ontology annotation, cellular component: nucleus; cytoplasm. NCBI's taxonomy places the organism in Eukaryota, Metazoa, Chordata, Actinopteri, Syngnathiformes, Syngnathidae.
CUGUAAAUCAUUUCCACAGGAAGACAGAUGACGGGCCAGAAUACCAACGCACCAUUCGCAUGGACAAGGAGAGCGCUCAGAAGGUCCUCUACGUGGAGGGCACCACUUUGAAGGCCAACCUGGGCAGGUGUGCACCUACCAACUCCAAGUUCUUCUCGGUGAAAUGCACGCCCACCGUCAAGUACAGGGUGGUGCCGCCUCCCCAGGAGACCCCGCCCGGCUCCCCCGUGGUCCUGGAGGAUAAGUCCAUGCUGCUCGUCUCCGUGACGUCCGCCAGCCAGCACCAGGACGACAGCAAGCUGUCGGUCAGUUACUACGGGCAAGAUGAAGACAUUUUGGGGACCGCCGUCUUGCACUUGACCGCACUCGAGAUCUCUCUGGACGUGGAUGCAGACCGAGAUGGUGUCGUGGAGAAAAACAACCCCAAUAAGGGGUCCUGGAAGUGGGGUCCUGACGGGCACGGAGCCAUCCUACUGGUCAACUGUGACGCCGAGCGCAGCUAUGUCGAUAAACCGGACAACACGGUGGACUACAUCGCCAAGUUGUCAGAUCUGAAGGACAUGUCGGUGAUGGCCCUGCGGACCCGCGGCCCCGACAAGCUUCCGGAGGGCUACAAGCUCACCAUGCACACGUGUCUGGACCACGCAGAGGGCCUCAGGGUCUACAUGUCUAAGCCUCGCUACGGCAGACAGUCCUCAUCUGGCAAGGCCAGGGACUACACCCAAGUGCUGAGCAGCCACGUCCUGUCCAGGGAGGUUCCUUACGUGGGGGGUGAGGCAGAGAUGAACUUUUACGUGGAGGGUCUCAGGUUUCCUGACAAAGACUUCGACGGGCUGGUCCGCAUCAGCCUCAGCCUGCUGGAGCCCGCCUGCCCGGGUCUCCCUGAGACGCCCAUUUUCACAGACACAGUCAUGUUCCGAGUGGCGCCUUGGAUCAUGACGCCAAACAUCUUGGAGCCCGCCGAGGUCUUUGUCUGCAGCACGUCAGAUAACUACGCCUUCCUGAAAGGGAUGCGGAGCCUCGUGACCAAAAGUGGAUACAAGCUGAGCGUGUGCCAUGAGUACAUGAACAGGGGCGACCGCUGGAUGCAAGAUGAGUUGGAGUUCGGUUACAUCGAGGCGCCACAUCAUCGCUUUCCCGUGGUCUUGGAUUCGCCGCGGGACGGAAAACUGUUGGACUUUCCGUACAAAGAGCUCCUGGGCCCCGACUUUGGCUACGUGACCAGAGUGGCGCCCAGAGACGACGUGAGCAGCCUGGACUCCUUCGGCAACCUGGAGGUCAGUCCUCCUGUGACGGUGGACGGGAGGAAGUACCCGCUGGGGAGAAUCAUCAUUGGUGUGGCCUUUCCCACGACGACUCAGGGACGUCACAUGACCAAAGUGGUUCAGGACUUCCUGUGGGCACAGAAGGUCCAGGAGCCGAUCGCCUUGUAUUCCGACUGGCUGGUGGUCGGCCACGUGGAUGAAUUCAUGACGUUUGUUCCCGCGCCUGACAGGAAGGGCUUCCGUCUGCUGCUGGCCAGUCCAGACGCGGGCUACAAGCUCUUCAGAGGCUUGAAGAACCAAGGUCAUGGACAGGCCAAACUCUUCGAGGACUGCAGGAACCAGGAGACCAUCACGGUGGACGACAUCCUUGAAGACACGGCCUUCCAGGCGGACAACAACUACGUCCAGAGCUGCAUCGACUGGAACCGAGACGUUCUGAAGCGAGAGCUGGGCCUGGAGGACUCGGACAUCAUCGACCUGCCCAUCCUCUUCCAGCUGAAGGAAGAGGAAGGUGACGUGCACAGAGCGGUGGCCUUCUACCCCGACAUGGUGAACCUGAUAGUCCUGGGCAAAAACCUGGGCAUCCCUAAGCCCUUCGGCCCCAAGGUGGACGGCCGCUGUGCCCUGGAGGCGGAGAUGUGCUCCCUGAUGGAGGCCCUGGGCCUCAGCUGCACCUUCAUCGACGACUUCGCUUCUUACCACCGCCUUCUGGGCGAGGUCCACUGCGGCUCCAACGUGCGCCGAGAACCUUUCCACUUCAAGUGGUGGAACCUGGACAUGUGAGGAGACUGAACACACCAGAAGAAGUACAAUCAUUUACAACAGCACAGAAAGUUCUGGUCCGGACGGGACCACCUGGACCACACAUGGACUAUGAAGACCAGCCACCAGGGGGCAGCAAGUCCAACAGUUUGACAUGAAUAUUCUUAAUCAAGACUUCCUGCCUUAUUUAAUCACCUGCGUUCACACUUGUCAUGUUUGGCUCACUUCAAACAUACCGCUGCCACCGUACAAGUGGACCGAGACCACUUUAGGAAUGGGUCUCGGUCCGCUUGCAAAGGAACUGUGGAUCAGUCGGGUUCCAAAUCUGCAAAACCACGGAAGAAAAAAAACACAAGAAAAGAAGCAUUCUGUCCUGAGUGACGACGCUUUAUACAAGUAGAUUUCAGAAUAAAACCUAAGAUGGUUCAAAUAGCAAACACAUCAGGGGUGUCCAAAGUGCGGCCCAGGGGCCAUUUGUGGCCCUCAGCUCAUUUGUGGCCCUCAGCUCAUUGUGUGAAUACUCCAAAACAUUCAUUCUUCUUCUUCUCCACAUUUUGCCGCGCUCUACCUUUCACAUUUUUCACCCGAUUCAAAGCGUUCCAACUUCAAACUGUUCAGCCUAUUUCCGGAAUCGCGGGCUUUCCCUUGACAAAUUCCCAAAAUUUCCAGAUUUCCCAGAAUUGCAGGUUUUCCGGGACAUUUUUUCCCAUUCAAAAUGAAUUGGCCAUUUUUCAAACUUUCACCAUUUCCACACCUUUUAACCGAUUCAAAGCAUUCCACCUUCAACACAUUCCACCAUCCUGGAAAUUUAAACUACCUUUUUUUCCAAGUUCAAAAAAAUUCCAUGAUUUUCCGGAGUUCCAAAAAUUCCCAGAUUUCCAGGUUUUCCGGGACAUUUUUCCCAUUCAAAAUGAAUUGGCCAUUUUUCAAACUUUCACCAUUUCCACAUUUUUCAACCGAUUCAAACCAUUCCACCUUCAACACAUUCUACCAUCCUGGAAAUUUAAACUACCUUUUUUCCAAGUUCGAAAAAAUUCCAUGAUUUUCCAGAAUUCCUAAAAUUCCCAGAAUUUCAGGUUUUCCGGGACAUUUUUCCCAUUCAAAAUGAAUUGGCCAUUUUUCAAACUUUCACCAUUUCCACACCUUUUAACCGAUUCAAACCAUUCCACCUUCAACACAUUACACCAUCCUGGAAAUUGAAACUACAGAUUUUCCAGAAUUCUAAAAAUUCCCAGAUUUCCCAGAAUUCCAGGUUUUCCGGGACAUUUUUCCCAUUUAAAAUGAAUUGGCCAUUUAUCAAACUUUCACCAUUUCCACAUUUUUCCCACCUUCAACACACUCCACCCAUCCUGGAAAUUUAAGCUACCUUUUUUCCAAGUUCAAAAAAAUUCCAUGAUUUUCCAGAAUUCCAAAAAU